AUGCCUGGAAAGGGCCGUAAAUAUCGACCAACGAACGAGGAAUACGUCAAGGAAUUGGACGAUGUGUACGAAGAAGCAGGGGAAUCAUCAGAGCAACGAAUGAAUUUGCUGAACACGUUAGGUGCUUAUAGGAAGCCGAUGUGGUUAAGAAGAAGAUUAGCUACUCUUGCAAAGGACAAGCAAGAUUGGGAUACUGCUAUCGGUGAAUUGCAACAAAUUGUAAGACAUUUACCGACGAAGAUCGCUUUAGGGGCUGGGCUUGCGUUGCGAAGCGAGGCCGGGGCGUAUUCGUAUCGUGGUAACAUUGUCAUAGGAGGGGAUUUCAACUUUGAAGCUUUCCUUUUUCAGUCAUCUGUGAAUGCGUACGGCCGCGUGUUAGAAAUCGAUCCCAGCAGUGAUUAUGCGAUUUGUGUUCAUCUGCGACUGUUUUUCAACACUCUCGGUGACGAACGAUUCGAACAUUUGAAGAAGGUCUUCAAUUUGUUAGAUGGUGUGAUAGCUGGGCGACCUCGUGUAUCGCUAGCUUAUAAGCUGGCCGCUGAUGCUCUUCUUCAUGCAAUAAAAUUCAAAGAGGAACUGCUCGUUAAGUUGGAGAUUCCAUCAUCGUGGUCGAUAUCGUGUCGAUUGACUGCAGUCCGUUCAGCAGUGAUGUUCUACUCGGUGGCGCUUGAUUUGAACCGGGAAAAUGCGUGGGCAUGGAAUGACCUGGCGAUAGCUUUACUCUGCCUGGCCAGAAUCGAGAAAUCCGAACAGCAUGGCUGCAAGGCCCACGAGUGUUUACGAAAAGCCAUGAGUUUGAGCAAGUGUGCUCAGAUGCGUUCACAACUGUGGACCUUGAUUGCUGAGGCAGAGCGGUUGUCAGCUAUGGCAAAGGAUGCAACAGCGACGGACACGAUGUCUGUUGCUCUCCAGCAACAUUACCUUGUUCGUGCGCUUCAACUCAACAAAGCGAAUGACGAAGCGUGGCUACGUCUAGCCUUACUCUACUACACUAAUGGAGCGAUGGUUGAGGCCCAUCUCACAAUAGAAACGGCUCUCAAACAUAACCCACAACUUGCUGAAGCAUGGUGUGCCUGGGCAUUGAAAGCUGAGUCGGAAGGAUUGGGUCACGAAGCAAUGGACAUGUUCCGGCAUUCCAUCUCAAUUAAACCUGUGGCUGCAGCUGUGAUGAAAUACACGGCGUUCUUAUGUCAGUCGUUACGAGUGAAGAGUUUCGAUCCAGCUACUGUAAUGAUCGAUUUCAAUAAAGUGCUGCGCUUACGAGGUUUGAAGGCAGGUCAGGAUGUUCAUAAUCCUGCAAAAUCUCUUGAGAUGUUGGCAAAGCUGUGUUCGAAGACAUCAGAGGAGCUGUUCAAUUUGCUAAAAGAACACCAGCCGCUGUACAGAGAUUUGUUUGAGCGUCUGGUCGCUCCGGAAGCGCAAGGACUGCAAGAGUUAUACGCUUCGUUCACAAAGUCGAUAUCGGUACCGCUUGUUGUCGCUGCAAUACUUCGGUUUGAGCUACCAUUAUGCGAUCAAGCUGUAACGGUGCUUCAUGAUGUUUUACCGCGUCACGAGUUAAUUGAUGUUUUCCCAACCAUCAUGCCUGAAGGUAUGGAUAAUGGACUGAAGUAUGUGGAGCAAGAUAGGCGAGGAACCUGUUCCGAUAUGCGCAUUUCAAUUGCGAAAAUGGCGAAGGAGCUAGAAAUUGAGGAACAGAUUGUAGCACAAGGUGAUUUAGUGCGCCAGCUCAAAGGUGAUGCUUCAGCGUCGGAGGACGUGAAAAAGGAAGCCAUUGAAAAACUGUUGCGGUUGAAGCUGACCUACAAAGAGAUAACUGGCAAAGAUUAUGCGGCUCCUGGUGGUCGUAAGCAAAAAGUGGUUGACUGGAUCCGUUCACAGCGACUAUCUGACCGGUGCGACGUUGUCGCGCGUUCCCUCAAGAGAAGAGUGUUUCUGGAGAUGGAUUUCAAAGACGAGGCAGCAAGAAUUCAAGUCCCACUAAUAGGUCUCCCUCCAUCCUUCGCUAUUGACAGCGCAAAAGUAGCGCUAUGGAAAGGAGAGGAUUUGAAUGACUUGAUCGAGCAAUGUGGACAGGAGUCCCCAGAUGCGAGACGCUUCAGAGUUUAUCGUGCUCUGCAAAGUGGGAAUGCUACAGAUGCAGCCGAAGAUGCUAAAGCUAUCCUCGCUGACGAGCCUGCGUCAUGGCGCGAUCUUGUUCUUGUCGCAGAGCUUAAUUUAGCGAUGUCCAAAGAUGCGACGUCCUUACUUGUGAAGGAGGAUUUCAACUUUGAAGCUUUUCUUUUUCAGUCAUCUGUGAAUGCAUACGGUCGCGUGUUAGAAAUCGAUCCCAGCAGUGAUUAUGCGAUUUGUCUGAUACAAGUUCUAAUGCGUAUGCAUAAUCUGGAAGGUGCUGCUGAACAAUGUACUAAAUGGCGUGCAACGGGUAGCCAGAAUGCUCAGCUAAAGAAUGCUGUCGAUAUAUUGGAAGCACAAGUUCAUCUGCGACUGUUUUUCAACACUCUCGGUGACGAACGAUUCGAACAUUUGAAGAAGGUCUUCAAUUUGUUAGAUGGUGUGAUAGCUGGGCGACCUCGUGUAUCGCUAGCUUAUAAGCUGGCCGCUGAUGCUCUUCUUCAUGCAAUAAAAUUCAAAGAGGAACUGCUCGUUAAGUUGGAGAUUCCAUCAUCGUGGUCGAUAUCGUGUCGAUUGACUGCAGUCCGUUCAGCAGUGAUGUUCUACUCGGUGGCGCUUGAUUUGAACCGGGAAAAUGCGUGGGCAUGGAAUGACCUGGCGAUAGCUUUACUCUGCCUGGCCAGAAUCGACAAAUCCGAACAGCAUGCGGCAAAGGCCCACGAGUGUUUACGAAAAGCCAUGAGUUUGAGCAAGUGUGCUCAGAUGCGUUCACAACUGUGGACCUUGAUUGCUGAGGCAGAGCGGUUGUCAGCUAUGGCAAAGGAUGCAACAGCGACGGACACGAUGUCUGUUGCUCUCCAGCAACAUUACCUUGUUCGUGCGCUUCAACUCAACAAAGCGAAUGACGAAGCGUGGCUACGUCUAGCCUUACUCUACUACACUAAUGGAGCGAUGGUUGAAGCCCAUCUCACAAUAGAAACGGCUCUCAAACAUAACCCACAACUUGCUGAAGCAUGGUGUGCCUGGGCAUUGAAAGCUGAGUCGGAAGGAUUGGGUCACGAAGCAAUGGAUAUGUUCCGGCAUUCCAUCUCAAUUAAACCUGUGGCUGCAGCUGUGAUGAAAUACACGGCGUUCUUAUGUCAGUCGUUACGAGUGAAGAGUUUCGAUCCAGCUACUGUAAUGAUCGAUUUCAAUAAAGUGCUGCGCUUACGAGAUGAAUCGGACUCUUCUGACAAGAACCUCUUAUUGCACAUAGGGGUACUUGCUGAAUUGUUUGGUCACUAUGAAGAUGCAGUCCAAUGUAUAUCUGACAGCGGAUAUGAUGGGCCACAUCUUCAAAGAGCUCGAAUGAAGGCAGGUCAGGAUGUUCAUAAUCCUGCAAAAUCUCUUGAGAUGUUGGCAAAGCUGUGUUCGAAGACAUCAGAGGAGCUGUUCAAUUUGCUAAAAGAACACCAGCCGCUGUACAGAGAUUUGUUUGAGCGUCUGGUCGCUCCGGAAGCGCAAGGACUGCAAGAGUUAUACGCUUCGUUCACAAAGUCGAUAUCGGUACCGCUUGUUGUCGCUGCAAUACUUCGGUUUGAGCUACCAUUAUGCGAUCAAGCUGUAACGGUGCUUCAUGAUGUUUUACCGCGUCACGAGUUAAUUGAUGUUUUCCCAACCAUCAUGCCUGAAGGUAUGGAUAAUGGACUGAAGUAUGUGGAGCAAGAUGGCGAGGAACCGUUCCGAUAUAGCCAUUUCAUUGCGAAGCCAUUGUGGGAGAUUCUGAAGAAGCGUCGCGACGAGCUGGAAAGCGAAGCUAUUGACGGGUCACCGAGUUCAGACGUGAAAAAGGAAGCCAUUGAAAAACUGUUGCGGUUGAAGCUGACCUACAAAGAGAUAACUGGCAAAGAUUAUGCGGCUCCUGGUGGUCGUAGCAAAAAGUGGGCGAGUUACCUUUUGCGUAAACCCGAUAAAAAGCCUGCCCCGGAAAAGAAGCAGGAGAAAAAACAGGAGCGAAAGCUGAGGAAAAAGCAACAAGUUGGAAUCGAAGUUAUACGAGAAAAUUAUUCUGAAUGGUAUGGUCAGGUGAUCACGAAGGCGGAAAUGAUUGAAUAUUACGAUGUUUCUGGAUGCUAUGUGUUGCGUCCAUGGUCGUAUGCAAUCUGGGAAUCCAUUCAGGCAUGGUUUGAUAGCGGUAUCAAGAAACUCGGUGUGAAAAACUGCUACUUCCCCAUGUUUGUUAGUAAUGCAGCGUUGGAACGAGAGAAGACUCACAUUGCCGACUUUGCCCCAGAGGUCGCUUGGGUGACUCCGAGCUGGUUCAUCCGAAUUGGCCGAACCCAUAGCUAUCAGACCUACAUCGGAGACGGUAAUAGAUGGGAGUUCAAACAUCCAACUCCGUUCUUGCGAACUCGUGAAUUCCUUUGGCAAGAAGGUCACACUGCUUUCGCCAACCCAGAUGAUGCUAUCCAGGAAGUGUUCCAGAUUCUUGAUCUUUAUGCUGGCGUCUAUACUGAUCUCUUAGCAAUACCUGUUGUAAAGGGUAGAAAGAGUGAAAAAGAGAAAUUCGCUGGUGGUGAUUUCACGACGACCGUAGAAGCAUACGUGCCAUGUAAUGGCCGAGGCAUCCAAGGAGCAACAUCCCAUCACCUUGGACAGAACUUCUCAAAAAUGUUUGACAUAUCGUUUGAGGAUCCAGCAACAGGUGGAAAGAUGUACGCGUGGCAAAAUUCGUGGGGAUUAUCCACCCGUACAAUUGGUGCUAUGGUAAUGAUCCAUGCUGAUGACAGCGGUCUUGUACUCCCUCCGAGAGUGGCUUCAAUUCAGGCCAUUGUUCUGCCAGUGGGCAUCACUGCACAAACCACCGACGAACAGCGAAAGCAACUUAUUGACACGGCUGACCAACUGGCGAAAACUUUAGUGAACGCCGAUAUAAGAGCAGAAGCUGACUUAAGAGACAAUUAUUCACCUGGAUGGAAAUUCAAUCAUUGGGAAUUGAAAGGAGUGCCUAUACGACUUGAGGUUGGUCCCAAGGACUUGGCUGCAAAUCAAGUCACGGCUGUAUUGCGAUACAAUGGCAAAAAAUUGGCCAUAAAACAAGACGAGCUCGUUAGCGAGAUUAAGCGGCUUUUGGAAAUGAUUCAUGUCGAAAUGUAUAAUAAGGUGUUGGCUGCUCGUGAUGCACAUAUGAAGACGUGCUAUGACUUUGAAGAAUUUAAACAACUUCUGGAUGAGAAAUUUAUACUAUUGUCCCCAUUCUGUGGUGAAAUCGCAUGUGAAGACGAGAUCAAGAAGGCGAGUACACGAGAAGACGCGGAUGCUGGAGCUGCUCAAAUGGGAGCAAAGACCUUAUGUAUACCUUUGGAACAGCCGAAGGAUAAGCUACCAGAUCAGUGUCUUUUCCCUUCGUGUAAGAACAAAGCUAAAUUCUUCGCUCUUUUUGGUCGCAGUUAUUAA
Molecule: messenger RNA, 5550 nt
Organism: Ostertagia ostertagi
Lineage: Eukaryota; Metazoa; Nematoda; Chromadorea; Rhabditida; Trichostrongylidae
Source: the annotation of a GenBank genome assembly